Rhopilema esculentum is the source of this 7364-nucleotide messenger RNA. RefSeq names its product sushi, von Willebrand factor type A, EGF and pentraxin domain-containing protein 1. Gene Ontology annotation, molecular function: calcium ion binding. The record is from RefSeq and is a predicted model, not a curated record. Gene Ontology annotation, biological process: signal transduction. Gene Ontology annotation, cellular component: cell surface. NCBI's taxonomy places the organism in Eukaryota, Metazoa, Cnidaria, Scyphozoa, Rhizostomeae, Rhizostomatidae.
CUGUCAUCUCCCUGCGAAGGAGAGAUUUGCCCUCGACAAACACAUUUUUCGCUGACGAAGAUUUAUUUAUGCGGAAAGUGGUUUAGAAAUGAUUUCUUCAACUUUUCUUCUGAUCACUGCGAGUCUUCUACCUUCUUUUACAGAUGCUUUUUCCUGUCCUGGAUUGAAUGGAACUAAAGCCCAAUUGAAAAAUGCACACAUUUACCCAGACAUUUGCCUAAACAAAACUGUUCCGUUUAGGACAGCCUGUUACUGGGUUUGCAACAAAGGUUAUGGCUUUCGAGAUGAUUCUCACACUGAGACAGAAUGUAACCUGCAGCGUUAUGAUAAUGACCCUGAUUGGAGAAACUACUAUUUUUAUGACAACGAAUGCAAAUCAACUACCAAGUGCCCUGCGCUGGAUGGCAAUCUCUAUAUUUACCCUUACGCAUCCUGUUCAGCUCAAGCAUCAAAUGUUGGCAGUGUAUGUAAAGCUAUACUUUGCAACUCUGAGCAAGGCCCAAAAGAAAAAUUAUGCCAAAGCAAUGGUACAUGGACACCACUUGGAGGACGAUUUUGUCCACCUGGUCCGCUUCCAAUAACAAUCCACUGCCAGGAUUAUCGCAUUGUAAAAACUGACCCUGGAAAAGCUACAGCUGAUGUUACUACAGGAUUUUCGUUCCCAACUUCUGGAAUUGCUGAUUCGGAAAUAAUUUUCGAUAAUGGAAAAGACCUGCGUGCUUUACCCGAAGGGUAUCAGUCAAUAAAGUACACAAUUAACACAAAAGGUGUUCAGUCGGCAAAAUAUUGUUGGGUUAGCUUCAGGGUUCUAGAUAAAGAGCCACCAAGAGUGUUACGUUGCCCAAAGCAUCUUCUCUAUACUGCGUUUGGUGGCGUUGAAGCCAGAAUUGUGCUAGACAGUGCAAACGAAGUGCGGUUUUAUGAUAAUGUUGACGGCUUGAAAACUCAUUAUCAACCUGUAUCAAGAACAGAGGUUUCAGUGAACGAUUUAAAACCCCCUGGUGUCUAUACUAUGAUAUUCUCUGCGUAUGAUUCCAGCAACAACCAUGCAGAUUGCACUAUCACUGUCAUUGUAAAAGCUGCGAAGCCUUGCCAGAUGAAAGUGCCUCCACCAAAUGCAUUUCCAGUAUUUAGCCCAAAGAAAGGCGCUUACUUUUCGAGAUGCCAAAAUGGAACACGCCACCUUUGUGAGGGCUCCUACGCAGCUUGGAUGCACUUUGACUUCUAUCGCUGUGAACAUGAUAGCUUCCCUUUCCUCGGUGUUGGUUGUUCUGGAGGAGUUAUGAAUAAACCGCUUAUAGGUUGUGUGAAUAAUUCUGCUCUAGCGGCUUUAGAAAAUGGAACCUGCCCGAAUGGUACUGUAUUGGGAAAUCGUGGGAAACUUUGCUUUCCAUGUGAACGCAGCAUGUUUUUCAAUCAAACGGCAAAAAUGUGCCAUGUUUGUCCUCCAAACACGACCAAUCAUGAAUAUAGCAGCCCUACCUGUUAUCCAUGCCCAAAACAUCAAAUGACGAGAUUGCCAGAAGCACCAAGAUUCUGUGAAGAUAUUUGCAGUCCAGGCACGUGGCUUGAUUCAACAAACACAACUUGCACUAAUUGCACUUAUGGCUACUAUGCCAUGUCUGGGGCUAGAGAAUGUACAAAAUGUCCUGAAGGUCUUACAACCCUGGAUGAGUUAUCAACAAAAUUGGAAGACUGUGUGUAUGGAAGAUACUUUAUUGGCGAUUCCGGAUCAGAACAAAUCAAGCCAGCAAAUGCAUCAUUGUACCGUCUUAAGAUCAAACCGAAUGCCUUCAAAGAUCCUCGAAAAUAUAGACCUAUAGCUCUACGAUUUCAGUCGACAUAUUUGAAACAAAUUUCGAAUUGCUCAAAUGAUUUUGUGCGAGUUACAGCUGUGUUGAAUGAAGUCAGAUUCGAUCUAACCCCACGUUUAUGUGGAGCGAAAAUCAGCGAACCAAUCUUUGUUGACACAACAGAAAUUGGCCUAAUAGUGGAAUUUUCUGUUUCGAAUGCCUCUAAUGCCCUCUUGAACGUUACAUUUGGCAGAGCGGAUUGCCAGAUUGGAGAAGUCUUCGAUUUCAGUGCAGCCAAGUGUAUGAAAUGCCCUUUGAACACUUAUCAGACCACAAUUAACUCUACAUCUUGCAUUCAAUGUGGAAAUGGAACUGUAGCAAGAGAGAGUGGGGCAACCGGAUGUGUUUCUUUGUGUCCGAAAGGAACAUUUAUAAAUGGGACAUCGUGCCAAGGAUGCCCAUUAGGGUACUACCAGGAAGAAGCUGAAAAGACAUCAUGUAUUAAAUGUCCAAACAAUACAAUCACUAGAAGAGGGCACUCUACCUCCAUAAGCGAUUGCACAGAACCUUGUACUGCUGGCCAGUUCAAGUCCAAAGAUGGCUGCAAGCCCUGUAAAAAUGGAAUGUAUCAGGAUAUUGAUGUGCAUGCCUACGAGUUCUGCAAGUUUUGUCGUAAAGGAACCACCACGAUAGAAUAUGGUUCAAAGUCAAAUGAUUCAUGUGUUGUUGCAUGUUUCUACGAAGGAGAGUACUAUGAUCCAAAAGAUGGUCAAUGCAAAAAAUGUCCAGUUGGAACUUACAAAUUAGCAAGUGACAAACAGGUGCUCCAGUGUACAGGAUGUCCCACAAAUCACACGACAAAUAGGAUUGGCGCUGCUAGCGUGACAGAAUGCAUCGAUUCUUACGACAACUGCUCACCAAACCCCUGUAAAUUUCCAGGAUGGUGCGAAGAUACAGGGACGGGUUUUAAAUGUCAUUGUCCUCACAAUUACGUCGGACAGUACUGUGAAAAUCGUACGCAUGUAUGUGAGUCGCAGCCUUGCCUCAAUAAUGGCACAUGCCAUAAUCUGUAUCUGGGAGACUAUAACUACAGAUGCCAAUGCCCACCUGCAUUUACAGGAAAAAACUGCGAAAGUGAAUAUCACCCAUGUCUUGAAAAUAAAUACCUUUGCAACAGAGGAAACUGCACCGACAGUGGUGGUAAAUUUACUUGCCAUUGUCCACCAUGGUACGAAGGAACCAAUUGCGAAACUUCAAUCAGAAAGCCGUGUGUGGACCGUCGUUGCGGCCUGCAUGGAGAUUGUACCGAUGGACCCCACCAAGGAUCAAUUCCUCCGUACACCUGCUCGUGUUGGAUCGACUACACUGGGAAAAACUGUGAAACAGUUAUCGAUGACUGUGUCAAAAACGACUGCAACAAAACAGGGACGGAGGCUUGUGAGGAUAGAGAAAAAGGAUUUUAUUGUAGCUGCAAAAUUGGAUAUAUAGGUGAUAAAUGUGGAGAGGCCCUUGGCUGCCCUCCAGGAGAAGGUUUUGACGGAAAGUGCUUCAAAUGUGGCAUUGGAAAGUUCCAACCUUUUAGAGGCCAUUUCGAUUGCCAGAACUGUCCCGACAAGAAAACAACGCUUGAAGAAGCAGCAACCAGUAGAGAUCAGUGUAUCGAAAAAGAAUCAUUCGUUAAACUCAAAGCCACCGUGCGCAUAACGAGCGAAAAUUGGUCGGAUGACUUACUCAAUAAAAACUCCUAUAGCUACGUUCAGCUACGUAAGAAGCUGGAAGAUGCGUUCAAGAAAACAUAUGCUAACGAGUCCAAGUACGUAGCUGUUGUGAUUGAAAGCAUCAGGAAAGGAAGCAUCGUCUGUGAAUUUUCUCUCUACUUCAAAUCUGGUGUAGAGAGCCCUGCCAAACCACUAAAAGCAAAAGUAGAAACGGGGUCUCUUGGUGAAUUCACAGUAGACAAAGAUUCAUACAAAGAAGUUAUAGUUGAAGAGAGUCAUAAGAAGAAAAAGAACAAUUACACAUUAAUGGCCGUUCUCCUCGUGGUUGGAGUCCUUGUGGCAAUUGGUGUGGUCACCCUGUGCCUGUUGCACGCUCGACAAAAAAAACGUGCUCGUGUACGUUUCGAUAAAAUGCUUAUGGAUGAAACAGCGACCAUAGAAUACCCCAUGACAGAUAAGUAGAAAUUUUACAAACUAUUUUACCUAAGCAAAGAUUUUCUGCUAAUCAUUUUGUAGCCAUUCUUGUAUGAGACCUAUCCUUUGGCUGUUAUGUUCCGGCCUGCUGUUUGGAAGGAUCCGUGACUUUUCUCUUUGAUAGAGGCUUUCAAUGAUCUCAAAAAUCGUGUAUUAGCGUUGAAAGAGAGUUGAAUUCUUUAAUUCCUAAGUUCUUUCAUUCUUUUUAAGACAUUUACAUGUAUACUGUCCAAAAUAUGUCUUGAAAUGGCAAUAUCUACAUCUAUUUAUGACAAGAGAUGCGAGGUAAAUUUAUUUUUGUUUAGUUUAUCAUUUUUUCACAUCUUGUUUUCUGUUUAUAUUUUUAUUUAUAUGCUGGCAGAACAUAUGUUCUAAAGUUACUGCUGGGAAAGUUGUCUUAAUUUCAUGUAAUUCUUUAUUUUGUUUAAUUUCGCUUUCCCAUGCACAAGAACGUGUGACAGAUUUCGUAUAAACCUUCUUCAAGAGAUUGUGAAAUUCUUCUUUCUAAGAUUCUACUUCUGGAAAUAGUAUCUAAGCAUUGACUUGAGAAUCCGACGUUUUUUCCCAGAAUUGAUUUUAUCACGACUCAUUUCUUUUUCCCAUUCAUCACUUCCAGCCCUUAAUGUUUCACUGGGCUAAGUGACUACACCUGCCCAGUGCUCCGAAUCGUCUAAAGUAAUGGAGACAUAUGCAUAAUUUGUUAUGAUGACUAACGCCCUACUUCUCAUAGAUCAUGUUUCAUUUCGUUUUGGAAUAUUGUUCCCGAAUAAUUGAAAGGGAGAUCCCCCUCAUACUGGCAAACUUGGGUACCGUAAGUUCUCGAGUAAGCCCCCACCUUCGAAUUAUUCCUCUCUCGAAAAAGCCCCCUCCCUAAAGUACUUUUUGCAAAGUAAGCCCCAACCCUCGAAUAAGCCCCCAUUAGCUGAAGUAUUGCCUCGACAGCCAUAGGUAUAUCCCAAUAUAUCUGUAUUUCAUGCAUUUUUAAGCAUAUCUGAUCAGCCUCAAAUAGAGGAAGAAAGUUUUCCCUUGUAAUAUUUUUGCUGCUUUUUUGAGCCUCCACACCAAUUUCUUUUUUGAAAAAUAAGCCCCCGGGGCUUAUUCGAGGACUUGCGGUAUCUAGUAAUAGCUUUUUUACAAACUUUGAAUAAUUUUCUCAAUUAAAAAUAGUAUUUUUAAGCCAAGCUCUCAGUGAGAUGUAUAGAUGAUUUCACGACCUUUACUCUGAUUUGUCCGUUCGACAUAUUUCAAGCACAUAUAGAUUAUUUUACACGUAGAUUUAAUAUCAAUUUAGAAUGGAUAUCUACUGAUUAUAGAUAAAUACAAAUACGAAGUUGAUAAAAAUAAUAACAAUCAGAGAUCGAUAGAUUGAUUUUUUAAUUUUAUAAGUAUUGAUUAUUCCGUUACUAAUUUUAAACUUUUAUAUUUCAAUCAAAUAUAAUCCAGGCAAGCCUAAAGAAUCGAGUACCAGGGGUAUAGUUCCCGCUUGUUUAGUUUAUCGACGUAAGAAGGUGAGACGCCAACCUUUGUUGGAUCUCACUUAACUAUGUCAGAAUUGGUAAGAAACAUAUAUUUUCACAUAACAUACACAUUGAGUAUGCUAUAUCAGAAAUUUUAAUCGAAUGUAGAAUUUUCGAAAUAAGAUUGUAUAUUAUACAGUUUUUUCGUUCGCCCAAAGCUUGUUUUGAGACCAUUUUUUAGACUUUUUUUACAACCCUAACUUCCUCGCUAAAUUCAUGGCCUACCACUGCCUCUUUUCAAUACUAGCCUCUUUUAUAUAUGUAAACAUGUAGUACUUCCUUUUUCCAUGACGUCAUUUCUCGUAUGCAGUGAUAGGUGACAGACCAAGCUCAUUCAAAACAACCUGUUACGAGCUUUUGAUUCUCAUCCAAAUACAAAUAUUUUAUCAUCGAAAAAACUGACAUUAUAAAAUAUCUAUUCCCCUUUGUUUAGAUUUAAAGCUCAACAUCUAUUGUCACAAACAAAUUUAAAUCGUCUUGACAUUUUUGGCAAAAAGUUGGUGAAUUUUUAGCCUUUUGAAAAAUAUAAUUCAAUUCAUUAAACUCGUAAGGUCUGUCGCAGCCAAUGGAGAGCAAGCAUACCUUAAUGGCACGUGCUGUCAAGGCACCUUUUAAUGACGGUGGACAGUUAGCUGUUGUUGCAAGAGAGAUGUCUCUGCAGGGGACACGUAAUUGUCUAGGGGGGAGGAGGGACCACCUGUACCCAAGAUUACACGUCUUUUUUUAAGAAACUAAGGUCUGGUGCUGGUAGGCAGUUUCAUAAAUUUUCUGGCCAUUUCACUAUCUAAAGUUUCUUACAUGUUUCUUAAAUUUCUUAGUUUAUGAAUUUUUUAAGCGUGCUUCCAAGGUAAAGUAAAUAGUUUACCCACAUUCAGAGGUAAACUAACAAAGUGAUCAAGGAGUUUUGUUUUCCUAGAAUGAUUAUCUCUGUUGAGAUCUGUAAACAGUAAAGUUCAUUGAACUUCAUGUAAAGUUGAAGUCAAAACAAAUUUUUAAAUGGAAACUUCUUGAGUGCGCAAUUUACUGAGAAUGCAAACUGCAUGGUAAGUGUAGUGUUGCAAUAUACAGUGAUGUUCAAUGUCAAGACUGUUUCGAGUGUCAACUCGGAAAAUUAAAACUGCAAAUUGUUAAAGUUUCUUAGCUUUUUCAAUUUGGAUAGGGUUGUUUCUUAAUUUUCGAAAAACUGAGCCUACACUUUCUUAUGACCUGUUUCUUAUAAAAAAACGGGUGUAUAUGUCUUAAAAGAACUGAACAAAGUAAUCAUGACAACAGCUGUCAAAAUAAGAUUUUUAUUUAUCUGCUUCAUUAUUUUAUUGGUAAUCCGCGGUAUAAUGAGUGCGUUUGGCAAUGAAGAUACUUUUAGUCCCCUUUGAGCCCAUGUGACCCCCCGUGUCCAAUGUUUAUUGUGUGACGUAUAAAAGUUGUAGUAUUUAUCAUAAAAACUGUGAUGUAAAAUUGCAAAAAGAUUAUAUAGUGUGGUUAAAGAUAUUAUACAUUUAGAGUCAGGCAAGUUGUCGUAAUUAUUGUCCGGCGAAAAACCAAUUUCUUUGCUUUUCUUAUAUAAAUUGCAUUGUAAACAAAAUUAUGUCUAGAAACAUUUUAAAUGUACGAAAAAUCUAUCUUCAUAUAAGUAACUUGAUAACUUUAUCACAGAUAACUUGCCAUAUUCCUAUAACAAUUACCAUAGUCCACUAAUACCCGUUUCGUGUUAUCGUGUUGAGAUUCAUUUAGAACUUAUUGUAUUUAUAAUCUCAGAUCAUUACAGUUAUUUUAAUUAACAUUUAUUUCUGUUUUUGCCUCGAUAUAUUGUAACUAAAUAUUUUACUCUUGCUUAUAAUCGCAAUUAUAAAAGUUUUUCGUUC